UCGAUAAACUGGAGUCAAGACGUUCAAGUAGGAAGAGAAGAAGCUAAAGAGUUUGCGGCGCUUUAGGUACUUCUUUAAAAUAAUCUGCUGAUAAUUUCACUCAGUAUAAUGUUAGUCACAGAAAUAAGAAUAUGAAUAAACAGGGAUUCAUCUGAUUUGAGGUGAAACAGCCAAGAGCUGCUGCUGCUCACAAGACUGCGGCAUGUGAUAUCGAUUAGUGAAAACCUAGACGGAACAACUGCUGCUCUGUUCCAGCUCCUGAAUGUCUGCAGAAGAUACAACGUUUACUCAGACAGGUAUAUGUAUCCCUGAUGGAUGAAACCUCCCAGAGAAUAAGUCAAACAAGUGGAGUUGAAAGAAGAUAAAACCACAGUUGUCAGUUUAUUUUCCAUCUUGAGUUGAAUGGUCUCUGCGCUAGGAAGAGCAAACAUGGUGCACGUCUAUAACUGCCAUCCUUUCACCUCGCAGCAGAUUGUACAGGUGGAGCAGGAACCUGGGCUGGUCUGCUGUGGAGGUGGAGCACUGUUCGUGGUGGCGACUGGAGGAUGCAAGGUGGAAGCGUACAGUCUGGAGAAGGAGGGCUGCCCUCUCAUUUGUCGCUUUGCCACCAUGGGCACUGUGAGGAGCAUCCAGCACAGCAAAAUUGGAGACUACCUGGUAACCAUUGAAGAAAAGAACAAUGCCACUUACCUGAGAGCCUACACCAACUGGCGCUACCAGGCGGAGGAGAAAGCCAGAGUUGGAGUGCGUUUGCUGGGACACUUGCUGCGGGGGGCAUCUGUGUGGGGCGGCGUGCAGAUGGAGAUCAUUGAGAUUCCUCUGGCAGAGCGUCCUGUUGCCAUGGCGUGUUGCUCCAUAUCAGGCGACCUUCUGGUUGGCUGCGAGAACACUCUAGUUCUGUUUACUUUGAGGAGACAGAACCAGCAGAACCUUGGUCAGCAGAACCUUCAGAGUCCCUGGCCAAACACUCAGCAGAGCUGCAGUCAAAGUCAAGGUCAGACUUCAACUCAGAAUCUUUCUGUCCUGGAUUUUGAACGGUCCGUCAUCCUGCAUCUUCCAAAAAUGACUCCUAAACAGGUUGCACUCUGUGGGGGAUAUGUGGCAGUGCAGGGAGAGCUGGAAGUUCUGGUCCUAAAACUGGAGGCGGCUCUUAUGCCUGUAACCAUAGACCCAUCAUCAGAAACAAGCAAGAAUGCAGAUUUUCUAGAAGAACAGGGCGACUUCCUGCUUGUUCCUAGACACCAGGAGCUGCUCGGUAAUCGAGCUAAAGACUGUGACAUCCCUGUGAGCAUAGAAAAGACCGGACUAGAGGACAGGGGACAAUACACACUGUCCUACAUUCUUUUUAGGCGUUUUUCUCCAGAGUUUUUCCAAGGCUGCAGUGUGGAGGAGAUGCAUCUCCACUCCCUGCAGCUGUACUCCAUGUUCACCAGUAACCAGUCAGCAUCUCAGGAUGAACCAGCAUGUGUGUUCUGCUUCUUCUCUCUCCCCACUGCUGGUUACUUGUACAGUCUGAAGGGUGGGGUGGAGCUGCUUUCAGCCUAUCAGUAUCCAGAGAAAGUGUUGCAGGCGGUGCUAACGGAUCACCUGCUGCACGUUAUAACAAAAAGUGCAUUGCAGUGUUUCACAGUACGAUGUGCAGCAGUAGCAGCCAGGAUCGAAGACCCUUACAUUGACACCACCAUGAAGGCCUGUCCGCCCUGCAGCCUGGAGGUGUGUGCUCUCAGAAUGCAGUUAUUUAUUGGUUUGCGGUCAGUUUGCGUCUACGGCCGCCAUGUUGUCCUGCUCUCUGCUGCUGACACAGAAACACCAGAAGAAACUGAACGCAGCACACCGCGCAGGGGCUUUGAGUUGAAAGAAAACGACAUGCUGGCUGGUUUUUUCCUUGCGAUGGGAAUCAAUCCCGCAACCACACCAGCUCUGGAGAACCUUCUGUCGCGCCCCUUUCUGAGCAGAAAGUGGACGAUUUCCUCUCCCAAAGAAACCAGUUCAGCCGGACAUGGAUGGAACCUCUAUGUUGUUGAUACGGUGUCUCCCCUCACUCUCUACCAGGAGAUGGUUGAAUACAGUCAGCGCUACGCAGAGACCAACCCACAGGCCCAGAGUCUUCGACACCUCCUCAGCGAAGCUCAUCUCCUCCUCCGUGCCUCCUUGCUGCAAACAUCAGAGCAGCAACAGAGCAGUGGAAGCGACGCUGCCGAGUCCCUGCAGACUCAUUCAGGGGGAGCAGCACAGUCUGACAGACAAGAGCUGGAGGAGGCAUUCAGGCAGAAUUGUGCCCAGCUGGGAGAUUGUUUUAGCAGAGGAAGUCAGAAGGACUGCCACCUGGCUUUGCCUUACUACAGGAUGUCUGGUCUGUCAGUCAUUGAGGUCAUGUCCAGAAACCGCCCGCUUCCCAGCAGUCUUCACUAUGGUCCUGGCUUCCUGUUUUACCUGAAACAUUAUAUGUUAGAGGAGGUAGACCAGAGCCUCGGUCAGGAAGCAGCUGAUGAGGUCGUUGACAUUUUCAGCCAAUCAGAACCAUCGAUGAUCGUCAGCGUGUGUGCCAGCCCAUGCAUGAUAAAUGUCAAUCCUGCCCGAACACUGCAGAUCUUGCAGCAUAUGGAGGAUACAGCCGGAGUGUCGGUACCACUAACAAUCACCAUGGCAACCAUGAUGCUGCGUCUGGGCAAUGUGCCACAGUUUACAGAGCUGUUGGAGCGACACGCAGAGAUGCUGCUGGUGUACGGGUUCAUCGAGGAGCCGAGGCUGCUGCUGCACGGUAGAAGAGGCGACCAGCACAUGCAGAUCCAUCCCACAACGUUGGCCCGACAGCUGGCAAACUCCCAGGCUGGACUGCUGGUGGCUGCCAUGGUGGCUCUACAUGAGAACAACAAAGUUCAGCUGGAACAGGCUGAUCACAUAUUCAAGGAGUUGGGCUGUGAGAACAGCUUACAGGUGGAUUUCUGGGAGGCGAUGCUCAUGGCCUCUUCACAGGAUGCUGUCAUUCAGGAGCUUCUGUUCCGGGUGGCGUCGGUUUACAUCGACCGACUGACAAACUCUGUAGCUGCUCCAAAACACAAGUCACUAAAGAGCUCUGACGAUCUGAUCAACUCAUGCUCUCAUUAUGGUGCUUUGUAUCCCUGGCUCACUGUUCUCAAUCCAGCACACACAACCAACUCCCAACAUCAGGAAGCACUGCACAAACUUCAGUCUCUGCUAUGCGGCCCGUCUCUUUCUCUUGGCUCCGUUGUGCCACUGUUAGAGCAACUGUCAGAGGAAACCUUGUGGGGCUUCAGUCUGCACCUCCUCUGCACCACCAGAAGAGGGCAGUACUCCAGCAGCAUUGAGCAGUUACUGGACAGAUGUCCUCAGGCCAUCAUCGCCUAUGCCAACCACCAGUUACAAGACAAACACAUGGCACUCUGGUGGCAGAAACUGCUACCUGAGCUCUGCAACCGAACAAGAGCAGCCUCAGACAACCGCAUCCUGCUGGGUGCUCUCAAAGAGACGCUGGUUGUUGUCGCUAUGGAGACGUCUCCUGCAGAGUUCUUGGAGCUCAUUCCUGAUGAUGGCACAGCUUCAUACUUUCUGCCUCACCUGUUAACCUGCAGCCAGAGACACUUUCUGGCCUGAGAAACACACUUACACAAACUGGGAACUCAAAUACACAAAGCAUUCAUGAAGGGCUUGAUGAACCUUCUUAGAAAGAUUCGGUGUUAUGUUCAUAGACGUUGGCAAGCUAAAGGAUGAUCUAAGUAUCUAAAAGCUCUGCUUCAGCUCAGUCAUGUGUUUUAGUUUUUAAUCUGUUAAAUCAACUCAGACACUACUGAUAAGACUUAAAAAUAUGCUGGUUUCCUGUUGUAGAGAUAGGGGGAAAUUCCUGAACAUUGCUCUCAGAAGUUCUGCGUUUACCUGCAAAUUAGUUUUUAUAUAUAUUAUUUUUUGGGGGGCUGCACAGUGGUGUAGUGGUUAGCACCAUGGCCUCACAGCAAGAAGGUCACUGGUUCAAGCCUCGGCUGGGGGGAGGUUCGAACUGGGGCGAGGUGGCCCUUCUGUGUGGGGAUUGCAUGUUUCUCCUGUUGUAUACGUUUGUUCUCUCUGGUUACUCUGGCUUCCUCCCACCUUCCAAAGAUAUGCAUAUUAAAUUAACUGGUCACUCUAAAUUCACCCUAAGAGUGAGUGUGAAUUCCUCUCUCUUGUUAAAAGGCUGGGAUAGGCUCCAGCUUCACUUCGACCCGUAAUGGACGAAGCAGUACAGAUAAUAAUAAAUGAACUUUGAGAUUUUUUUAGCUGCUUUAUAUGAAUGUCCUCCACUUUUAGAUAACCAUGUUUGCGGUGGAUUUAUCAUCUGUUAAAUCAGCUGAUCAGAUCGUCAAUAAAAAGGUGGUGCAGAAAAGUCUGAUCCACCUUCUCUGUUUAUAUUCUCCCAGUUAAGAGAAAAUUGCUCUAUUUUAAGUUUUUUUCUUUUCUGUAAGACUAAAACAUUUCCUCAUUUAUCACUUGACUAACCAGUGUUUGGGAAUUUAUCAGUGUAUUUAUAAUGUAUUUAUUAGAUAUAUUUCAUUGAAACUACUGAAAUGGCUUUUUUUCUGAAAUGUUUUUUUUUUUUUUUUUAAUAAAGUGAUUUUAUUUGCAGAAAAAAAAUCCAAAAUGCGUCUCUCUCAUUUAGUAAAUGUCAAACUCAGGUCUGAGGUCAAAGUUGCUGAUAGGACAAACAGAAGACGGUCACUUCCUUUGAUUAAAUACUGAUUACAGAUCUUUAAGUGUGUGGUUUAAUAAGUAACAGAAAUUAAGUAUUACUUGAAGUAAAUACUUUUUCUGUUCAUUGUCCUCAAAUAAAUAAAUAACAUGAUUAGACACUACAUCUCUGCUGUAGAAUCUACUUUCAAAGCUUUUCUGUAGCACUCAUU
This is a messenger RNA of Melanotaenia boesemani (Boeseman's rainbowfish), 4892 nucleotides long. It is a transcript of the gene hps3, whose product is annotated as HPS3 biogenesis of lysosomal organelles complex 2 subunit 1. The coding region runs from base 403 to 3615 and encodes 1070 amino acids. The record is from RefSeq and is a predicted model, not a curated record. Gene Ontology annotation, cellular component: cytoplasm. Gene Ontology annotation, biological process: organelle organization. The transcript is spliced from 25 exons. Lineage: Eukaryota; Metazoa; Chordata; Actinopteri; Atheriniformes; Melanotaeniidae.